Vigna unguiculata (cowpea) is the source of this 1051-nucleotide messenger RNA. RefSeq names its product large ribosomal subunit protein uL16. The record is from RefSeq and is a predicted model, not a curated record. Gene Ontology annotation, biological process: translation. Gene Ontology annotation, molecular function: structural constituent of ribosome. Lineage: Eukaryota; Viridiplantae; Streptophyta; Magnoliopsida; Fabales; Fabaceae. Gene Ontology annotation, cellular component: ribosome.
CUUACCUUUGAACACCCCCAUAAAACUCAGUAUGCACCGUUCUGCGAAUUUUGCGGGAGGUAUAGUAAAAAAGAGGAAGAUUGUUUACAUUGGGCCGAUAGGAUCCGGUCCAUAAACGAAAAUCGAAAUUACUUAUGUGGCAUCUUGCAAUUUCAAGCGUUGACAGGAGUAGGUUUUCGCUUCUCCGUGCACAGCCAGAACCCACCGCGUCGCGGAGAGAGACGUCGCAAUGGGGAGGAGGCCUGCAAGGUGUUAUAGGCAGAUAAAAAACAAACCAUACCCCAAAUCACGCUUCUGUCGUGGUGUUCCUGAUCCUAAGAUCAGAAUUUACGAUGUUGGUAUGAAGAAGAAAGGUGUUGAUGAAUUUCCCUUCUGCGUCCAUUUGGUUAGCUGGGAAAAGGAAAAUGUUUCAAGUGAAGCAUUGGAAGCUGCUAGAAUUGCAUGCAACAAAUAUAUGGCAAAGUUUGCAGGCAAGGAUGCUUUCCACUUGAGAGUCAGAGUACACCCAUUCCAUGUUCUUAGGAUCAACAAAAUGCUUUCAUGUGCUGGAGCUGAUAGGCUUCAGACUGGAAUGCGAGGUGCAUUUGGAAAGCCACAGGGUACAUGUGCUAGAGUGGCAAUUGGCCAGGUCCUUCUUUCAGUCCGCUGUAAGGACAGUAACAGUCAUCAUGCACAGGAGGCCCUUCGUCGUGCUAAGUUCAAGUUCCCUGGUCGUCAAAAGAUCAUUGUUAGCAGGAAGUGGGGUUUCACCAAGUUUAGCCGUUCUGAUUAUCUCAAGUACAAGUCAGAGAACAGGAUUGUGCCUGAUGGUGUGAAUGCUAAGCUUCUUGGGUGCCAUGGACCACUGGCAAAUCGUCAACCUGGAAGAGCUUUUCUGACUAGUGCUACUGCUUAAAUGGCUGUUACUUGGCAAAAGUGGGCUUUGGCUAAUAGUUGUGUUCGACUCAAUUCAAGUUUCUCAUUUAUUGUACCCGUAGUAUUAAACUAUAUUGAGUUUAUCUCAUCUUUUACAAACCAUCAUGAAUGGAAUGAGUGGUAUUUUUUGUUCGGA